Aphis gossypii (cotton aphid) is the source of this 5037-nucleotide messenger RNA. Its product is annotated as bromodomain-containing protein 4-like. The transcript has 10 exons. Bases 158 to 4960 code for a protein of 1600 amino acids. Gene Ontology annotation, molecular function: protein binding. Gene Ontology annotation, biological process: chromatin remodeling. Gene Ontology annotation, cellular component: CERF complex. NCBI's taxonomy places the organism in Eukaryota, Metazoa, Arthropoda, Insecta, Hemiptera, Aphididae. The record is from RefSeq and is a predicted model, not a curated record.
GGCGCACCCUCUCCACUCUCCAGUCCGCAUUCGACGGUGAUCGCGUUUGGUUGUUACUUCGCGUCGUUCGUUCUCGUGGCAAAUGGAAUUUUCGCCGCGCACAUUACAACAUUCGACCAUCGGGAACAGUCCAACGAUUUGAAAGCAAAUUUUCUAAAUGGAUGAUAUUCAUUCAUGGUGGGAAGUUCCGAGUAUUGCUCACUUCUGUUCUUUGUUUCGUGUGUCCUUUGAUCUUCUUGACUUUGACAUUGAAGAUUUAGAAGCAGCUUUAUUGACAGAUGGAACUGAGGACAAUGGCAACUCAUUACUACAGGAGCUCAUUGCUAGAUUGUUAUCUGGCUGCCUUGGCAAUAAUAGUAUAUCUACUUUUAACUAUCAAAUGUUUUUACGAAGACUGUUUAGAGAAAAAUGCAAGGAGUACAAUUUCCAGAACCCCUUCAAUUCAGAUAUGGACUUCAGGUUUUUGCCACUUCGAACAAAAGUGGAAAUACUCCACGCAUUAUGCGACUUCAGAUUGGAUGCUGACGAUGUCAUGGAAUCACUUAAGAAUCUUGACUCGGAUAGUUUAAGAGUGCAUCCUCUAGGGUAUGAUGAAAAUAAGUCAGCUUAUUGGUACUUUUACGGUACCCGUUUGUAUAGGGAAGAUUACGAAAAAGUAGUUCCCAAAAAAAAAAAGAAAAAACGAGGGCGUAAAAAAAAAUGUGAACCCCCUGUCUGUUCGGAUACAGAAGAUGAAUUAGAUUUAGGUUCUGGAAAAUGGCAGGUAGUUUGCUUUACCGAAAGCGACUGGGAAAGAUUAGCUUUAAAAACUGAGGAUUCAGAAAAUAGAGAUGUUCAAGCACUUCAUCAAGUAAUUACUGAAGACUUUUUACCUGAAAUUCCUCGUUUAUUUGAAGAAAAAGAGAGAUUACAAAGGAAACGCAUGUUAGAAAUGCAACCACGUAGGCAAUCUACUAGACUGGAAAAACUUAAACAGCAAAAAGAAGAAAGAAAAAAGUAUGAAGAUUUAUGUCGUGAACAUGAAGAAAAAAUAAAAAAAAAAGAAAAUCGAAAAAAACAUCAAGAGAAAAGACCUAAAGGGAAAGAAGAAGGACUAUCAGAUAGUGAAGCUGAAAGUCAUGGGUAUUCUUCGAGUAGUUCUAAGGUGGCAGGCCGUCAAACAAAUAAUUCAUUAGCUUCAGCUACUGGUCAAAUUGUUAUUGAAGGUUCACAAGAGAAACCUAUGCCUAAAGUUGCAUCUAAAGCUGGGUUUAAAUCUACUGCUGAGGAUUUGCAAAUAGGCAUGUACAAAAUAUUGAACAAAUUAAAAGACCAUGAAGAUGCUUGGCCAUUUCUUGAACCAGUCGAUGAAGAAAUAGCUCCAAGUUACUACAGGGUAGUGAAGACUCCAAUGGAUCUUCAACAAAUGGAGGAUAAGCUUAAUGAUGGACUGUACGAAACAUUUAGUCAGUUCAAACAUGACUUCCAAUUAAUUAUUGCAAAUUGUAAACAGUACAAUGGAUCUACAAAUGAAUAUACAGUUAUGUGUGGAAAUUUACAAAGAGUUUUCAACAUGGGGGUUCACAAGUAUUUAGACUGGGAGGUGUCUGAAGGAUCUGAUGACGAAAUGGCAUAUCUUAAGAGGUAUGAAAAUGGAACCAUGAGGUCAAGAAAAGGUAGAAGUCGACAGAGAAGUACUAGUAGUAAAGAAUCUUGUAACAAUACUGAUAAAGAAAAUGAAGAGAAGUUACGAGAGUGUUUAGAUUCUAGUAAAUUUGAAAAUGGAAUCAAUCAAACUGAUGACGAUUCUUGCAGUUUAGAUUCCAAAUUAGAAUCAAAAAAAAAAGCAGCAAAGGAAUCACCUAAAAUAAAGAAAAGUACGAUAAUAAAAAAUACAAGUGCAAUAGAAGUACAAGCACUCGAAGAAGUUACUGAGCAGACAUUGAGGGAUAUAAAUAAAUGGUUAGAUGAUACACCAAGCUUUUCAUCAGCAAGUAACUCACCAAUGGCUACUUUAGCAGGUUCAGUGCUAGAUGACGCUGAAGUCACAUCUCGUUUAGAUGCAGAGUAUCGUCAAGCUCAUAAGCUUGAUAAACCACGUUUGCCUUUCAAAGAAAAAAAGCGACCAACAAAAGAAUCUAUUGUAUUGCCUUUAAAACGAAAGCGUGAAGUACAAAGAACAAUUGAUCGUUUACAGCCUGGUAAAAGUAAAGGUAACCUAAUAUCAAACAAAUCAGAUGAUAGCCAAACUACUGCCAAACAAAAAUUGAUUAAAGCUGAUUUAGAAACAGCACCAACUCUUAGUUUAGGCACAGUAUUGAACACUGACCUUAUGGGAUUUUCUUCAAAGAGACCAAGUGAGGACAAAGAUCUAGAAAAGACUGAGACAGAACCUGAAAAAUGUCCUGUUGAUAAUUUGAAUGUUAUAAAAAAAGAAGAGGUCAAAAUAGAAUUACCAGAAGAAAAGCCUGAAAAAGCAACACCAAAUCUCAGUGCAUGGUUCAAAGCAUUUGGAGCUCCAAAGACACAACCGACCCCAAAACGCAAACAAGAAACUGUAGAAACAUCUCCAAUGUAUACUGCUUAUGCUAUGAAUGAUAUGGUGCCUUAUGAUUAUACUUUAAAAGAUACAGAUAAAAAAGAAAAUUUAUGUACUGCAGAUAUUAAGAAGACAACCAUAUCUGUACCAUUAGUUUCACCAGAUAAGCCAGCUCCUAAACGACAAAGAAAGACAAGUACUGGUAGUAGUGUUUCUGAACAGUCUUCACAAAAUGAUUCUUGGAAUUCUCCACGACCUAGUUUAGAUGAACCAUACUUAUCACCCCAGUCUGGAAAUUCUCCCCAACAAUUAAAACCUUAUCAAAAUGUUUUAAACAUUCCUCACGCUCCAAUUAAAGUUGGUUUCUAUCAAGACGCUUUUGCUAGGCCAAAUUCAGAUAAGAGUAAUAGCUGUAGUCCAAGAAAUCCUUCUAGUGUAAUGACAGCAAGUCCACAUGGCCAAAGUCCACAUCAAACUUUUACUAGUCCUUGUGACUUACCUAAUGAUAGUCCAGGUAAUUUUGUUGGAAGCCCACACGAUGCUAGUUGUAGUCCACACAACAAUGUUGUUAAUAGUCCUAAAGAGAGUCCACAUCAUUUAAUAUUGAGCCCGCAAGAUUCAAGUAAUAGUCCUUAUUAUAGUCCCCAUAAUGUAGUCAAUAGUCCAAAAGAGCAUGUGGCCAGUUUAGCAGAUGAUUAUCAGCAAAAUCAAAAUGUUUACUCCCAAUAUAUCGGGUCACAACAAAGUUCACCUCAAAAUACAUAUACUGAAUUGUAUCCUCAACAACAACAGCAACAGCAACAGCAACAACAGCAACAGCAACAGCAACAGCAACAACAGCAGCAGCAACAACAACAACAACAGCAACAACAGCAACAACAACAACAACAACAGCAGCAGCAGCAACAGCAACAACAACCAACAGCAGCUACAGCACCUGCUAAAACUCAAAAUAUAUUCCCAGUAAAGAAACGUGUGUACAAUGAGUGUGAAAGACCUCAAGAGAUGGCGUUCACCCCAACUGAUGCUAGCAAGGAACAAGAAAGAGUAUUUGUACCUACUCCAGGUCAGAUGCCUAAUUCUAAUUUCAAUUCUGAACUAAACUAUCAGAUGGGUUAUCCACGUAAUGAUCAAGCACUUCCACCUUACCAGCAAAAUAUAGAACACCAACAUCCAUCAGUACCUGUAACCUAUCAAAAUAGUCUUAACUAUUUACAAAUGGCUCGUGAUCGUUGUGAAAGUGAACAGAAAACUGUUCCAAAUUCAUUGUUCAACUACACAGCUCCUAGUCAGACUUUUGUGUCAGCACCAACACCACAUUACACUUCAACUCCUUUAAACUAUUCAAAUCCUCCUAAAGAUGCUGUAGGUUACACAACCGCUCCAUUAAAUUAUGCAAGUCGAACGUCUCCUGGACAAUUUAUUCCUCCUCCUAACUUUAAGCAACCAACUUCCCAACCAAGACUUAACUAUAACAAUCCUUAUGAACAAUACCCAGAUCAAAUCAAUUUACGGCCUUACAAUUAUCCUGUGCUACAUAGCAAGUCAUAUCCACACCCAAUUCAAGACAUGAUGCCAGGCAAGUCACAAAAUAUUGAUUUCACAACUGGUCGUCCUUUACCAAAUAUUAUACCAGAAAACAUGAGUUAUCGUUACAAUCAAUCAACAUAUCCUGGACCAUCUGUAGCAGAAAUUAUGAAAAAUAAAAUGGAAAUCAGUCAACCUACUUAUUCAAGUCCAACUAUGGCUGAAAUGAUUAAAGCAAAUCAACCUACUUACGUAAAUACAUCUAUGUCAGACAUGAUGAAAUCUAAUCAACCAGCUUAUCCUCCAAAUUCAUCUGUGGCUGAAAUGACAAAAUCAAAAAUGGAAAUGAAUAGAUCUUUAAUGAUGGAACAGUUACCCCCCAAACCAGCCAAAAAAACAAGUAAAAAGAAGAAAGCUGCUGCUGCUGCUGCUGCUGCUGCACAACUGCCAUCACCACAAUCUACAAUGGCAGUAACAACAGCACAAGCAGUAGUAGAACCCCCUCGUAAUGUUGAACCACAGCGUGCUGACCCUCCCUAUCCACAUCACUAUCCACCUCUUGUAAAACCACCUAUGUCAAGUGGACCAUUCAACUUCAAUCCAGCUAUCAAGGAUGGCUAUCAAGAUUAUCUAAAUGAAAUACGGUCAACUGGCUAUUUUGCAGACCAAGCUGCAGCAGCAGCAGCAGCAGCAGCACAAUCAGAAGAAAGAAAUCCAGCAUUUGCAUUUGCAAGGCCUCCAUCAGGCUAUGCUCCUCCGUCACUUGAAGCAUACAAUCCACCCAACCCUUCAGAUAUUUAUUCACAGUUCUUACAGAGACAUCCAAUGAUGUUACACCAAGGACUAUCAGGCUUUCCACCGCCAGGGUAUUUAAAUGUACAUGAUCCCAUGAAUAGGCAUCCUCCUUGGAUAUAAUUCAAUCAGUUAUCAUUGUUACUUAGAUGUGAUAUUUCACUGUUAAAAUGGUAUGUGUGGUUCUUAACUUCUAUUUA